Messenger RNA from Sesamum indicum (sesame), 996 nucleotides. Its product is annotated as Ribosomal L18p/L5e family protein. Gene Ontology annotation, cellular component: ribosome. Lineage: Eukaryota; Viridiplantae; Streptophyta; Magnoliopsida; Lamiales; Pedaliaceae. The record is from RefSeq and is a predicted model, not a curated record. Gene Ontology annotation, biological process: translation. Gene Ontology annotation, molecular function: structural constituent of ribosome; 5S rRNA binding.
UUAUGUACUCGAACCGGCCUUCUCCUGCACCUUUUCCAGUUUUCCUCAUCGAAGAAGUUCGUAAAAUAACCAAAAUCACCCCUAGGCCGCCGCGGAAAUGGCAGCUCCGGCGACAACCCAGGGCGCCCACCUCCUCCGCUUGAUUCUCUCCUGCCGAAAAAUCACCGCCCAAGUCACGUGCCCAAGCACCCAUUCCAUUGUAGCCAUGGCUUCGUCCACCGAACAAGAAUUCGCCAAGGAGUACAGAGCGAAGCUCAACCGUUUUCCCCGCGCCAACAUCUUUUGGGACUCCAAAACUGCUUCCAGAAUCGGGGAUAAGAUCGCCGUCCGCCUCAGAGAAACUGGGGUAUCUAGCGUCCGAAUCGACGUGCAAGAAGAGCUAUCGAGGCCCCUCCAUUAUCGCAAGAUGGUGGGUCCAUUUUUUGACUCUGUAAAGCGGUCAGGAAUCACCAUCGACGGUGCUGAGGGUUUAAUUUUUCUGGGUUGAGAUUAGUUGCCUGAUUGUUCCAUUCUUGAGAGUCCUCUGAAGAUUUAUCGUAUGUCAUAAUGGGUUGAAUUAAGGAUCAAUUGAUAUUCUACUUCUAACUGUGCCAAUGAUAGACAGAGAACGCAGAGACCACAAGGAACUGGAGAAUCAAGCAGCAUGAUUGGAAAAAUCUCAUGUCAAUUGGGUGCGGCUCUAUUGGCUUAAAGAAUUAAAGCUAUCAACAAGCCAACGCUUUCCUGAUUGAAGGUGUUGUCUUGAAGAACUUCCAUUGGUUGGCCGUGAUGUGGUGAACGGAAAAUCGACCACUGAAGCUGUUUAAGGAGUUUGCUGGAUCCUGUUCCAGAGCUAACGAACAUUAUUACUGAGACCACAUCCCAAAAUUUUUUUUAUUUGACAAUAGUUGUUCUUUGGUUCUCAACGAUUCUUGAGGUUGCAAAAUUGGCUAGUCGUGAAGAGCGUGUACGUCCAUGGAUUUUAUAUCUCUCGGAUCUCAUGUUCUUAAAGAUGCU